This is a messenger RNA of Funneliformis mosseae, 427 nucleotides long. Lineage: Eukaryota; Fungi; Glomeromycota; Glomeromycetes; Glomerales; Glomeraceae. The record is from the annotation of a GenBank genome assembly.
GCAAAACGUCAAUAUUACUAGUGAAAGGAUAAUUAUAAAUAAUGGGAUAAAACGAAAUGAUUUAGGCCGAAUGAAUCAAACCUGCAUCCAUUGUGAUGCUAAGUUUUGGAUAGAGGAAAAGAAUCGGAAUAGCUCUUUUGCAUAUCCUACAUUUUUGACUUGCUAUGCACACGGUAAAGUUCGUUUGCCACGUUUGGUUGAACCCCCUCCUUAUUUGUUGAAUUUGUAUACUUCGUCGAACUUUGAUGCAAUCUCUUUCUGGAAAAACAUUAGACGUUAUAAUAAUAUUUUAGUGUGUACAUCGUUUGGUGCUAAUAUAAAUACAAUUCCAGGACAAGGCAUUUCUGACUUCCGUAUUCAUGGCCAAGUUUAUCAUCGUAUCGGUUCGUUGCUACCAGAAGAAGGUUCUCAACCAGCAUUUGCGUAA